AUGAAAGCGCGAUUCGGGGACGACGACCUCUCACAGUCGUGGCGAAAGAAGUUAUCGGAUUUGGCCCUUCUCUUCGACUACCAUCCUUGCCACUCGACAGUGCCAUCGGGGACCUCUCCGGUGAAAGCCUUUAUGAAAAGCUUCCUCGGCAACGCUCUUGUUCAGAUGUCCACUUAUGCGGGGUUCACCACCGCGCAGCUUUCUCUGAACGGCGACUUUGCGUACUGCGAAGCGAGAAUGUUUACCUUCUAUGAUCUGUCCAUGAUGCCAAUUCGCUUGUCAGUACCUGCACCGUCGAACCGCUCCCUCGAACGCAACAGUGACUGGCUGGUAGGACAGCUCAUGCGCCAGACGAGCAUGAAGCCGCGCUCGGCCCGCUACGCCCGUUAG
Fonsecaea pedrosoi CBS 271.37 is the source of this 390-nucleotide messenger RNA. RefSeq lists its product as uncharacterized. The transcript is spliced from 2 exons. The record is from RefSeq and is a predicted model, not a curated record. Bases 1 to 390 code for a protein of 129 amino acids. NCBI's taxonomy places the organism in Eukaryota, Fungi, Ascomycota, Eurotiomycetes, Chaetothyriales, Herpotrichiellaceae.